AGCACUCGCCAGCCCGUUUGGCACGUUUAUUUCUUCAUUAUACACUGUCAUAUUGCAGGGAUGAUGUAUGACCCGUGGAAUUAUCUAUUGUGUGUGUAAGAGAGCCGAGGUGGAGUCAGUGGCGCAUGUUAGUUCGUGUAUCGCUUGAUUAACAGGGUAACUCGGGUACAUCCAAGUGAAUGGGAGAAAUUUGAGGUCCCCGAUGACCAAGAUGGCUGUAGGCUGGAACAAGUUCACUCUUCUCAUGUGGAAGAACUGGACCCUACAACGUAGGCAUCCCAUUCAAACGGCGGUGGAGAUCCUGGCUCCAGUCCUGCUAGCAUCACUUCUGGUCCUGAUUCGAAGCCUUGUUGCUCCGGAAAACUUCGGCACUGUUACCACAUACGAGCCUUUCUCAGUGGAUCAUACAAAUGGUACUAUCUUCAGCGAGACAACAAUACAGAAGAUAUUUAUGCCGUUUAUCAAAGCAUCGCCAUAUGCUUACAGACAGAAGGAUCGUCCCACAAGAAACUAUGGCCUGCGCAAAAAACUACUUGUGUAUUUUCGAAAACUAAAGCCUGAGUAUUUUGAGAAACGCCCUGAAUGGUUUAUUGCCUGGUCUCCAGAAUCAGAAAACCUUACCAGCAUCAUGGAUAAUGUCAUGAUCAAAUUAAGCGCUGCUACAGAAAAUGUGACAUUUAUCUCUAAGCCAUACAGAAAUCAGGAAGAAAUGGAUGAAGCGCUCACAUCCCACUCUACGAAUAUAAUGGGUUAUGUACUAGCAGGAAUUGCUUUUGAUGACUCAGAUCCGUUUCCUGACAAUAUCCAGAUGAAAAUCAGAUUUCCAGGAGAGUUACGGUUUAGGGGAAAUGAAAGUGAUUGGCGUACAAAUGUCCUUUUUCCUUUGUAUCAAGUGCCUGGUCCACGGUCGAAACUAUUUAAUGAGGGAGGUCUCCCUGGUUACUGGUAUGAAGGUUUCUUACUAUUACAGCAUGUUAUAUCUUCAGAAAUAACAAAGUUUUUAAAUAAUAUAACUCUACCUCAAAUAAUGCUUCAGAGGUUCCCAUAUCCUCCAUACACACAUGAUGAUAUGCUCGAAGCUCUGAAAAGAAAUGUACCUCUCCUUAUGAUGGUGAGCUUUGUCUAUACAUGUAUCAACACUGUUAAGGUCAUUACUGUGGAAAAGGAGCGUCAACUCAAGGAAGCCAUGAAGAUAAUGGGAUUGCCCAAUUGGUUACACUGGACAGCUUGGUUCAUAAAGACAUUUAUGUUUGUGAUGAUUUCAGUGAUCUUAAUUGUGAUUAUGAUGAAAGUGCCAUGGUAUCCUGGUUCGGAUCUCACUGUGUUUUCCUACAGUGAUCCUAUACUUCUCUUAAUUUAUUUCAUUUUUUAUAUGAUUGCCAGCAUCUGUUUCUGCUUCAUGAUCUCAGUCUUAUUUUCUAAAGCUAACACAGCAUCCUUGAUGGCUGCUAUACUGUGGUUCUUCUCAUAUGUGCCAUUCAUGUUCAUGUCAGAGCAGUAUGAAAACCUGCAUCUACCAUCCAAGAUAUUAGCUUGCCUGUUAUCAAAUAGUGCCAUGGCAUUUGGAUUUCAGUUAUUUCUAAUGUAUGAAGGAGCUGGAGUAGGAAUGCAGUGGCACAAUAUCUGGACUCCAGUCACAGCAGAUGAUGAUCUUGUAUUAGGUCAUGUGAUGAUUAUGUUACUGGUGGAUGCACUCAUCUAUCUUCUUUUGACUCUCUACAUUGAAGCUGUUGCCCCUGGUGAAUAUGGUGUACCAAAACCUUGGUAUUUCCCUGUCCAGCUUUCAUAUUGGUGUGAAAAUUCUGAUUACAACCCAUACUUUGAAACUGUCGGACAGAAAACUAAUGUUAACAGUCCAGAUGUUUACGAGGCUGAACCUAGAAAUCUACCAGCAGGAAUACAAAUCAAACAUCUGAGGAAGAAAUAUGGCAGCAAGGAGGCUGUGAAAGACCUAACUCUGAACAUGUAUGAAGGGCAUAUUACUGUCCUGCUGGGUCAUAAUGGGGCGGGAAAAACUACAACAAUGUCAAUGUUGACAGGCAUGAUAACUCCAACAAGUGGAACUGCUCUGGUUGGAGGAUUUGAUGUAAGAACAGAUAUUCAUAAGGUCCGGGAGAGCCUGGGUUUGUGUCCACAACAUAAUGUCCUGUUUGAAGACCUUACAGUGAGAGAACAUCUCUAUUUUUUUGGGAAGAUGAAGGGGCUGUCUGGUCAUGCACUGAAAGCGGAGAUAAAGAAAUAUAUUUCACUACUAGAACUGGAACCAAAGGAACAUACAGAAAGCAGUAAAUUGUCAGGGGGUAUGCAGAGGAAAUUGGCUGCCGGAGUGGCCCUUUGUGGUGGCUCAAAAAUUGUGAUGUUUGAUGAGCCAACGUCUGGUUUAGAUCCCGCUGCAAGACGAGCAUUAUGGGAUUUGCUUCAGACGGAGAAACAUGGCCGUACAACACUUCUUACAACACAUUUCAUGGAUGAAGCAGAUCUGCUUGGUGACCGCAUUGCUAUCAUGGCUGGUGGAGAGUUACAAUGUUGUGGAUCUUCCUUCUUCCUCAAGAAGAAAUAUGGCGCUGGCUACCGUUUGAUCAUUGUGAAGGGACCAGACUGCAAUGUCGAUUCAGUAACAAGCCUCCUAAAUGAAUUUAUACCAAAGAUCAGUGUUGAUCAGAAUAUAGGGUCAGAACUGUCCUAUCUCCUGAGUGAAAAUCAGUCAUCAGUAUUUGAAGCCAUGUUAUCUAAACUUGAAGAGAAUAAGAAGAAGCUGGGUUUGCUCAGUUAUGGUGUGUCCCUAACAACUAUGGAAGAAGUGUUCAUGAAAGUUGGGAAAGACACGGAGAUAUCUGCUCCUGCUGAACACCAGCAGACCAAUGGCAUUGACAAUGUGGUACAUUCAAGUACCUUUGAAGUAGACGACAGCUCCAUUUUGCCAAGCGGAAACAAAUGUUUUGCGACAUGUAUUAAUCACCUUUAUAUGAGUCCAAGGAAUGCUAGCAGAUUCAUAGUGACCAUGCCUCAUUAUCCUCUUUUGAAAGGAAGCGAACUACUGAUAAAUCAACUGAUUGCUAUGUUCAUGAAGAAAGCAUUAUAUGUGUGGCGAACAUGGUAUAUAACAUUGAUUCAGAUUCUAAUGCCUUCCCUUUUCCUAAUACUAACAAUCGUUAUAGUCAAGACAUGGCAGACAAUUCCAGACCUACCUCCACUGAAAAUGGACUUAAAGGCCUAUGGUAAAAUAUUCACUCCAAUAGAAGUGAAAAAUGAACAUCUACGUAAUGUUUCCUUGAUAUACAAAGAUCUUACAGGUGGUAUUGUACUGAAUGAAACAACCAAGAUGUCUGACUAUAUACUGAGACAGUCAAAAAUUGAUCUACGAGAAGUGAGGCAGAAUUACAUUAUGGGAGCAACUUUCUGUGGUAAUGAAACAGCACCAACAAUCAUAGGCUGGUUCAACAACUUGCCAUACCACAGCAUUCCUCUUGCAGUUCAAACAAUUUACAAUACUAUUCUCAGAUACUACACUUACAACAAAACCAUCAAUGUUGUCAAUCAUCCUCUGCCUUAUACUGAAGACACUGUGAUCAGCUUCCAGUCUUGGGCAUCAAACAAUAUGGGUUUUCAAGUGUCGUUCAGUUUGGGGUUCAGCAUGGCCUUUGUUUCAGCAUUUUUCAUAAUCUUCUAUGUGAAGGAACGUGUAAGCAAAGCAAAGCACUUGCAGAUUGUGUCUGGAGUUGAAGUGCUGACAUUCUGGCUCUCUUCUAUUGUGUGGGACCUGUUCUUCUUCCUGCUUCCUGUUGUUGGUGUCAUUAUUACUUUCGCAGCGUUCAGAGAGGAUGGCUUCCGCACAGGUGCAGAACUAGGCAGAAUUUUCGUAGUGAUGAUUUGUUUUUCCUGGAGCCUGUUGCCAGCAACAUACCUACUUUCAUUCAUCUUCAGUAUUCCAUUGACAGGGUUCACAAGAAUGACUAUGAUCAAUGUGGUGACAGGUAUUGCCUUGUUUAUGACAGUGAAUAUUUUGAAAUUACCAUCGCUGGAACUACAGGACGUGGCUGAGAUUCUGGACUGGAUUUUUCUUUUCUUCCCACAUUACUCAUUGUGUUCCUGUGUGCAUGGCUUAUAUACAAACUAUGCGUAUAACAAAGCAUGUUCUGCUGCACUGCUAUUUCCAGGAUUAUGCCUACGACCCAAUAUCUGUUGUAAAAAUAACUGCCCUGAAAAUGGUUGUUUACAAAGGACUGAUGACUAUUUUGAUUGGCAGGCACCUGGUAUUGGACGCAAUAUUGCAUUCUUCAUACUUGAUGGAAUUUUUAUCCUGAUAAUACUGUUAAUGAUGGAGUUCAGGCUGUUUGAGAGAUUUGCAUAUUUUAUACAGAAGUCAGAUGUUAAAAUAGGAACAGAUAAUGAUGGAUAUGAAGAAGAAUUAGACAGUGAUGUUUCGGCAGAAAAACUGAAAUUACUUACAACUGAAACUAGUCUUCUGCUGAACGAAUAUGAACUGGUUCUUAAGAAUGUAACAAAAUAUUAUGGCAAAUUUUUGGCUGUGAAUAAGCUCUGUUUGGGUGUCAAGAAAGGUGAAUGCUUUGGUUUGUUGGGCGUUAAUGGAGCUGGCAAAACAACUACAUUCAAAAUGAUGACAGGGGAUGAGAAGAUAAGUGCAGGAGAAGGUUACGUCAGUCAUUUGAGCCUGAAGUCAAAUAUGAAAGAAGUGCAUCAGCUGAUUGGCUACUGUCCACAGUUUGAUGCUCUUCUGGAAGAUCUGACUGGGUAUGAGACACUCACCAUGUUCUCUUUGUUAAGAGGUUUACCUUCAGCAAAGAUUCACUAUGUUAUAAAUUAUCUGGCAGACGAACUUCUCUUCAAAAAACAUCUCAACAAGAAAGUUAAGGAAUACAGUGGUGGUAACAAGCGCAAACUUAGCACAGCAAUAGCUCUCAUAGGAGAUCCACCUGUUAUAUAUUUGGAUGAACCAACCACAGGCAUGGAUCCUGCUGCUAAAAGACAUCUUUGGAAUGUGAUAUGCAAAAUCAGGGAUAGUGGUAGAUGCAUCAUCCUUACAUCUCACAGUAUGGAAGAAUGUGAAGCUCUCUGUACCCGUCUCGCCAUAAUGGUGAAUGGUUGUUUCAAGUGCCUUGGCUCAACACAGCAUCUUAAAAAUAAGUUUGCAAAGGGCUAUACGCUGAUUGUGAAAACCAAGAAAACACCUAAUUUACUGGCCAAUGGUAGUACCACAAGUAAUUAUAGUGUUCCUUCGAAAGGCAUUGAUUCAUAUGAUCUGCAGCCUGUCAGGCAAUUUGUUGCUGAAUCAUUUCCUGGGGCUAUGCAAAUGGAGGAAUACCAGGGUCUCCUAACAUACUGCAUUACGAAUCCAACAUUAACCUGGGCAAGGAUGUUCGGCAUGAUGGAGAAGGCAAAACACCAGCUCAACAUUGAGGAUUACUCUCUAGGGCAGACCAGCUUGGAACAAGUUUUUCUAACAUUUACAAAGAAGCAAAGAGAAGAAUGAUACAGAACUGAACACUAGAUACAGAUAAUGUGAUACUGUGAUAUCCAAGCAGAGGUGUACUGAUAAUACUUCCUGCAUCAGUUACCAGUUCUUCAGCAGCAAUGCAACUUGAAAGUUUUUGUUUCAGGGAUGCUCAGGGAACCAUUCUAAUCUUCAUUACCCUGAGUGCAAAAAUGGUAUAUGCAAUGUUGUAGUCUAGCAACUUGAGUGCCAUAUAUACACAGUAUAUCAUUAUGUUGAUAUAUUGCUUGUUACAGUAUUUGAUCUGACAUAGAAUAUAGGACUGUGUGUCAACGCCCAUGAUUUUUAGAGUUGAGAACAACCACAUGGAUAAUAGGCGAUGGUUCAAGUAACUACGUAGGUCGUACUGAAAGUCAUGAGCAACAAUUUUUUAUAAAGUAACAUGCUUUAUUAUUGACAAACCAAAUAC
This is a messenger RNA of Cryptotermes secundus, 5921 nucleotides long. RefSeq names its product ATP-binding cassette sub-family A member 3 (gene Abca3). Bases 203 to 5491 code for a protein of 1762 amino acids. Gene Ontology annotation, cellular component: membrane; intracellular membrane-bounded organelle. Lineage: Eukaryota; Metazoa; Arthropoda; Insecta; Blattodea; Kalotermitidae. The transcript is spliced from 33 exons. Gene Ontology annotation, biological process: lipid transport; transmembrane transport. The record is from RefSeq and is a predicted model, not a curated record. Gene Ontology annotation, molecular function: ATP hydrolysis activity; lipid carrier activity; ATP binding.